AUCGUGUUGGAUAAUGCUGCUCUUAAUCGGAUUGCGUGUGAUCGGCUUCACGUUCAAAAACCUACAUUCACACAGACAAAUCAACUGGUAUCAACUGUAAUGUCUGCAAGCACAACAACACUUCGUUAUCCUGGUUAUAUGAAUAAUGACCUUGUUGGAAUGAUUGCAUCACUAAUUCCCACACCUAAAUGUCAUUAUUUAAUGACAGCAUAUACACCUUUUACGAGCGAUAAAGUUGAAAAGGCCAAGUCCAUACGUAAGACGACGGUACUUGAUGUAAUGAGAAGGCUAUUGCAGCCAAAAAACAAGAUGGUUUCAAUUAAUCCUUCAAAAAAAAGUUGUUAUAUUUCUGUCUUGAACAUUAUUCAAGGGGAAGCUGACCCGACUGACGUGCACAAAUCCUUGCUACGAAUUCGGGAGCGUCGGUUGGCUCAAUUCAUUCCGUGGGGUCCAGCUAGUAUUCAGGUAGCCCUAACAAAAAAAUCGCCUUAUGUUCAGACGUCACACAGAGUAAGCGGAUUAAUGUUGGCAAAUCAUACCAGCAUUGCUUCACUUUUGAAGCGCACAUGUGAUCAUUAUGAUCGUUUCAGAAAGCGCGGUGCUUUUCUAGAGCAGUAUAGAAAAGAGGAUAUGUUUGCUGAUAACUUGGAUGAAUUUGACGUUGCCAGAGAAGUUGUGCAAGAUUUGAUAAAUGAAUAUGAGGCAUGUGAAAGCCCGGAUUAUAUAAAUUAUGUGAGUCACUUUUAUG
Molecule: messenger RNA, 748 nt
Organism: Racocetra persica
Lineage: Eukaryota; Fungi; Glomeromycota; Glomeromycetes; Diversisporales; Gigasporaceae
Source: the annotation of a GenBank genome assembly